Malaya genurostris is the source of this 999-nucleotide messenger RNA. RefSeq lists its product as uncharacterized. Bases 1 to 999 code for a protein of 332 amino acids. Lineage: Eukaryota; Metazoa; Arthropoda; Insecta; Diptera; Culicidae. The transcript has a single exon. The record is from RefSeq and is a predicted model, not a curated record.
AUGCCAGCAAUACGAAGAUUUCAACAUUUGGAAAGGCGGUUGACGAAGGACUCCGAACUGAAGAAGCAGUACUGUGAAUUCAUGCAAGAAUAUCUAGAUCUGGAACAUAUGAAGCUCAUCGGCUCAGUGGACGGUUUGCGGGAAGAGCAAAAACCAGUUUGUUACCUUCCUCAUCAUCCAGUUUUCAAGGAAUCAAGCUCAACAACAAAGGUGCGAGUCGUGUUCGAUGGUUCAGCAAAAACUUCUACGAAUUUUUCUCUCAAUGAUGCGCUUCUUACUAGACCGGUAAUACAGGAUGAUUUGCUAGAUCUAAUGAUACGCUUCCGCAAACACGCUGUCGCUUUGGUUGCCGACAUAGAAAAGAUGUAUCGGCAAACACGCGUACAUUCAGAAGAUACACCAUUGCAGAGAAUUGUCUGGCGUUUCAACCCAUCAGAGCCGAUUCAGGUUUAUGAGCUUCUCACUGUCACCUACGGGCUUUCUCCAUCGUCGUUCCUGGCAACACGAGUGCUUAAGCAAUUGGCUUUGAACAGUGCGAGAAACCAAAAAUCAGUAUCUGUUGCAGUAGCGGAAGAUUUUUAUAUGGACGAUUUUCUAUCGGGAGCGGAAUCUAUUGAAGAUGCUAAGCGAUUGCGAUUCGGUGUUCAAACACUCAUGGCGGAAGCAGGACUACAGCUUCGAAAAUGGAACUCAAAUAUCUCAGAAACUUUGGAAAUUGCCCCGGAAGGACCCACCAUUCUACAUUUUGAAAAGGAACCGAAGGUGAUAACACUAGGAGUUGCCUGGGAGACUGGACCAGAUAAGUUUUGCUUCGACGUUCGCGAUAUCAAACAUGGCGAGCAAUGGACAAAGCGAAAGAUAUUUUCGGCGAUAGCUCAGUUAUACGAUCCUCUUGGACUUGUGUCACCUGUUAUAGCUUGGGCUAAGAUUAACAUGCAGCAGCUUUGGUUAUCUUCCGUUGGUUGGGAUGACCCAGUUACCGUUACUGUAAACGCUUGA